GCUGAGGUCAGCAGCUAAUUGCCCAUCUCCAAAAGUUUUAUUCUACUGAGAAGUCGCGACUUGACGAGUUUUCAGAAACCAUUCGGCAGUGCGGGGUUUUGCAGACGGAUCGAUAAACACCCCUAGGAGUUUUGAAAUGGGUUGCAACGGCUCAACGCUUGCCAAGAUCCACAACCUGGACGAACUGAUUCUUGAGACUGGGUUCUCCUCGUCUCAUAUCUGCCGUCUCUACGAUCGAUUCCACGCUCUGGAUAAAGAUGACAAAGGAUCGCUCAACCGGAGUGAUUUUCAGAAUAUCAGCGAGCUCGCUGUUAACCCUUUAGGGGACAGAAUCAUAAACGCUUUUUUUCCUGACGGGAUGGAUUUGAUCGAUUUCAACUCGUUCGUCCGGAUCCUGGCUCGCUUCCGACCCGUAGAUCAAAACCCGAAGAAGGAACCAAAUGCCCCGGAGCCCAUCAACAGCAGGGUUAACAAGCUCAAGUUUGCCUUCCAGCUUUACGACCAGGACAAAGAUGGCAAGAUCUCAAAGAGUGAGCUUUUACAGGUCCUGCGUAUGAUGGUGGGGGUGCAGGUGACGGAGGAGCAGCUGGAGAGCAUCACUGACCGGACGAUACAAGAGGCCGAUCUGGACGGAGACGACGCCAUCUCGUUCGAAGAAUUCAAAAAGUCGCUGGACAAGGUGGAUAUUGAGCACAAGAUGAGCAUUCGCUUCCUUCGAUAGAUCGGUCCGCCACGAUCUGGGAUCAUUAUCCAUUAUCCAUUGCGACUGUCUUUUUAUUGAGCGAGCAGUUAAAAGCUAUAGAGCCACAUCCAGCCGGGUAUGACUAACUAACUUAAGAUAUCUUUCAAAGUACAGGUGGGAAGAACAAACAAGCUGACGUCUUCUACACGUCGCGCUUAUUUCUAGUAGUCGAACAUUAACAGAUUUCAUAUAAAAACACACUUUGUGCUGAAAUUAACGCUGUUUACCUAAACCUGUGUGUGCGAAUGAGAGAGAGAUAGAUGCGCUUAAGUUUGGGCUUGUGUGAUCAGAAUAAUCGAAUAUGUUUGAGAAGCUCUGUUGACAGUUGGAAGUUGUUGAGGAUUAGGGUUGAAACUUGCUUAUACAGGGAGUUGGGGAGGGAGGGUAUUCUGUGAGUCUGUAAUGCAAUGAGUAAACUGGAAACCAAAUACAUGUCAAACCAACCUGUUUAUAAAUGCUGUUUGUAUAUUAAUCUUGUAAAUGUACCUUUUUUUUAAGAAUUAUGAAGCCUUAAUUUUAAUAAAUGAUCAAAUAAA
Acipenser ruthenus (sterlet) is the source of this 1278-nucleotide messenger RNA. It is a transcript of the gene chp2, whose product is annotated as calcineurin-like EF-hand protein 2. Bases 137 to 721 code for a protein of 194 amino acids. The transcript is spliced from 7 exons. Lineage: Eukaryota; Metazoa; Chordata; Actinopteri; Acipenseriformes; Acipenseridae. The record is from RefSeq and is a predicted model, not a curated record. Gene Ontology annotation, molecular function: calcium ion binding.